AUGUCAGUUCAUCCAGAUCUUCACCCGCACUACAUGUGGGCCUGCCAAAACUCGGGCCAACCUGAAAACCCCUUCAUUGCUUGUGUGCUUCAAGAAGCCGAUAAAAAGGACCCAGUGAAAAGGAUAAAAGGUAUCACAUUAAAAAUAGCUGGAAACAAUCCUCUAGUGCCUGUGCAGAGAGUUACAGAUGACGAUCUCCAAGUUCUUGCCACCGUCUUACGCAGUGCUGUGUUUGUCACAGGCUUGGAUCUUAGGUGCAAUGUAUUGACUGAUGCUGGAACAAAGCACGUGGCAACGUUCCUCCAGGAAAACUCCACCCUGAGGUACCUUAACCUGAUGUUUAAUGAUAUUGGCACAAGUGGAGCAGAGCUGAUAGCCAGAGCGCUCCACAGGAAUGAAACUCUGGUGUGUUUGAGAAUGACUGGAAACAAAAUCGGAAACAAAGGUGGAAUGUUCUUUGCUUCAAUGCUACAAGUUAAUUCAACCUUAGAGAAGCUGGAUCUUGGAGACUGUGACACUGGUACGCAGUGUCUGGUAGCAAUUGCUACGGCCCUGACUCUGAACAGAUCAGUCAAAGCAAUAAACCUCAAUCGGCCUUUACUCUACAGCCAAGAGGAAGAGACCACAGUUCACAUAGCUCUGAUGUUGAAAACUAACUCCUCUCUUGUGGAACUACAUUUGUGCAAGCAUGAAAUGAAGAACUUCGGGGUGGAGUGGCUGUGUGAGGCAUUGUAUGACAACUCCAGCCUGAGAUACCUUGAUCUGAGCUGUAAUAAAAUAACCUCUGAUGGUGCAAAAUUUUUGGGAGAACUACUAAAACGGAACCGAACCCUGGAAAUCCUUGAUCUUGACGCAAACCGAGUGGAGGAUGAUGGAGCCACCUACCUGAGUGAGGCCUUGGCUUUGUACAACAGGACUCUUCAGGCGUUGUCAGUAGUAAGCAACAAUAUAAGUGGCAGAGGACUUGUAGCUCUUUCAGACGCAAUGAAAACAAACAUGGAACUUUCCUACAUUUACAUCUGGGGAAACAAAUUUGAUGAAGCCGCAUGUACGGCCUUUUCAGAACUAAUUCGGACAGGCCGCUUGAAACUGACUCAUACAGACGUGGAACCGUACGAAGUGGAUGGGCACGCUCACCUUGCAGAGCUCUCCCACGGCCUCAAGAAGCACUACUACUGGACCCCAAGCUGUGGGGCGGUGCCAAACAAAGACGCUAAUGCCAGCCUGGCAAUUGCAGCUGCUCCAGAACACGUGUGA
This is a messenger RNA of Eurypyga helias (sunbittern), 1257 nucleotides long. It is a transcript of the gene LRRC34, whose product is annotated as leucine rich repeat containing 34. The coding region runs from base 1 to 1257 and encodes 418 amino acids. Gene Ontology annotation, molecular function: protein binding. NCBI's taxonomy places the organism in Eukaryota, Metazoa, Chordata, Aves, Eurypygiformes, Eurypygidae. The transcript has 11 exons. The record is from RefSeq and is a predicted model, not a curated record.